UUGAACUUGUCAAGCUCCCAAAAAGGCGGCCCUAAUCUGAUCACGGACAAGAAGAAUAAGCCAGCCCAAGAAGUGCUCGACAAAUGCGAGGAGGCCUGGGACGGCAAGGGCUCCUUGGGAGAAUCUGAGGAAAGGGUACAUUCAAAGCAUAUGAACUAUAACCGUUGCGGCGAAUACCUGGGCAUGUAUGUCAUGAACAAAGAAGAGAGGGGAAAGCAACCAGGAGCAGACACUCAGAUGGUAGCUGCCCACAGGCCGAACCAAACCAGCGAACAAAAGGAGGCAUCCCGCCUGAAGGACCACGAAAGAUCCCCAGCGACGAAAUCCGAAAUUGAGAUCCAGGCACCUUGCGAUGAUGCAAACGGGACUCAAGGGGGCUGUGCCACCAUUGAAAAGGUGACUGGGGCCAAGGUUGUGGCUGGAGAUGACAAAGACUAUGACUUGGGAGAGACCAAAGGGAAGCACGAGUUUCUGGGUCGGUAUGAGGCAGAUGAAGAAUAUAUUCAAAGAAAGGAAGAGGACAGG
Messenger RNA from Clonostachys rhizophaga, 525 nucleotides. NCBI's taxonomy places the organism in Eukaryota, Fungi, Ascomycota, Sordariomycetes, Hypocreales, Bionectriaceae. The record is from the annotation of a GenBank genome assembly.